Messenger RNA from Trichosurus vulpecula (common brushtail), 498 nucleotides. Its product is annotated as basic helix-loop-helix transcription factor scleraxis-like. The coding region runs from base 1 to 498 and encodes 165 amino acids. The record is from RefSeq and is a predicted model, not a curated record. The transcript is spliced from 2 exons. Gene Ontology annotation, biological process: regulation of transcription by RNA polymerase II; developmental process. Gene Ontology annotation, molecular function: protein dimerization activity; DNA-binding transcription factor activity, RNA polymerase II-specific; RNA polymerase II transcription regulatory region sequence-specific DNA binding. Lineage: Eukaryota; Metazoa; Chordata; Mammalia; Diprotodontia; Phalangeridae.
AUGAGGUCCCAGUCGGAGGAACGGGAGAGCGGCUGCAGCAGCAGCAGCAGCGGGAGGACCCAGGAGCCCCAAAGCCCCGAGAAGUUCCAGCGCGUCCACGGCAAAAAGAAGCGAAAAGGGGGCCGUGUGGUCGGCUUGAGCCAGCAGCGGCAGGCGGCCAACGCCCGGGAGCGGGACCGCACUCACAGCGUGAACAGCGCUUUUACCGCACUCCGCACCCUCAUCCCCACAGAGCCCGCGGACCGUAAACUCUCCAAGAUCGAGACCCUGCGCCUGGCAGCCAGCUACAUCUCCCAUCUGGAAAACGUGCUCUUGUUCCCACCCGAGUCGUUUGGGGGUCCCCAGGCCCACCCCCCGCUUCACUAUCUGCCCUGCCUGCGGGACAGCGAAGAAGGUGCUGGUGGCGGCCCCUACGGAAGCGUAGGAGCACCGCGUCCCAUCUGCACCUUCUGCCUCAGUCACCAGAGGAGGGUGUACAAAGAAGGGGAGAAGCAAUGA